UAUUUACAAUGGAUCUAUCGAGACAACUUAAAAAUUCGCGAGUCCUUAAGGCCCUUAAGGUUUUUAUUGACAAAGAACCCGCAGUCCUAACUUCGCUAGGCCUCAUGCGGAAGCAGGAUAUACCUAACGUGCGCCGAGAGCGGGUGGAGCGGCGCCGAGAACUGGUGCGUCUAUGGGAUGACGGCUCGACUGAUGUAGAUAUUUUUGAUCUACGCUACUUGUUUGCAGAGGAAAUUGAUGUGAGUUGCCUCCUGAUUGCUAGUAGCUGUUUUUUUCUUUUCUUUUUGGGGAUUUUUUUUGGUAUCUUAUUAAAUAAUUUUCAUCUAACAGUUUGCGUGACAUUCUUUUGUAAUUAGCGUAGUAAAAUAAACACAAUAUAAAACUGAAAAA
Molecule: messenger RNA, 390 nt
Organism: Osmia bicornis bicornis
Lineage: Eukaryota; Metazoa; Arthropoda; Insecta; Hymenoptera; Megachilidae
Exons: 3
Coding region: 9-356 (115 amino acids)
Source: RefSeq, a predicted model, not a curated record